Messenger RNA from Ceutorhynchus assimilis (cabbage seed weevil), 1837 nucleotides. NCBI's taxonomy places the organism in Eukaryota, Metazoa, Arthropoda, Insecta, Coleoptera, Curculionidae. The record is from the annotation of a GenBank genome assembly.
UGAAAUUGUCCCUUAAUUAUUCCCAUGUGCUAGAGAUCUAAAUGUAUUUCAAAGAGUGAAGAGAGGUCAAGGACGUGUCAAUCAAUUAGGAGGAGUUUUCAUUAACGGAAGACCUCUACCCAACCACAUAAGACUGAAAAUCGUGGAAAUGGCAGCCGCUGGAGUGAGACCUUGUGUUAUUUCCAGGCAGUUGAGAGUUUCUCAUGGUUGUGUCAGCAAAAUUUUGAAUAGAUAUCAGGAAACCGGCUCGAUCCGCCCAGGUGUAAUUGGAGGAAGCAAACCCAGAGUAGCCACUCCUGAAGUCGAAACCAGAAUCGAGCAGUACAAAAGAGAAAACCCUUCAAUUUUUAGUUGGGAAAUUAGAGAUCGUUUGGUCAAAGAAGGAAUAUGCGACAGAAGCUCAGCGCCGAGCGUUUCAGCUAUUUCUAGACUAUUGAGAGGCAAAGGUGGAGACUGUGAUGAUAAAUCGACUGACAAUGAAGGCGCUUCAGAUUGCGAAAGCGAGCCUGGAAUUCCCCUGAAAAGAAAACAGCGCCGCUCCAGGACUACUUUUACAGCCCACCAACUGGAUGAGCUGGAAAAGGCCUUCGAACGCACCCAAUACCCCGACAUUUAUACGCGCGAAGAGCUCGCUCAAAGGACCAAAUUGACCGAAGCCAGAAUACAAGUUUGGUUCAGCAAUCGUCGUGCCCGGCUCAGGAAACAAAUGUCGAGCACCAGUUCCUCGUAUAGUCCCUUAGGGGUGGGUUAUUCCGCGCCCUCAACCCCUUAUGGACAGGGUAUGACGUCAUCGGAGGGUGGUUACAACGGCGCUUCGACCAAUCAAAUGUCUGACAUUUACACUCCAUCGAACGCUCAUAGCACCUCUCCCAACCUCCCAAUCUCCGACAUCAAAUGGGAGCAUCCUCUCUCUCACAACCCUUUCCCACCUCAUCCCAUGUACCCAUCCAACCCUACCAACUUGAUGCCAAUAACAUCCAUCAACCAAACCAUGACCCCGCCGACGUCUAUGGCUAACGCGACGUCUUCGUCUCCCAACAUGGCUGGCAGGGACAAUAUGACUUCUAAUGUCAAUAUAACGACUCUAGGACAAAGUAAUAAUAUGUCCAACAGUGAAACGACGACUUUGCAAACUUUAGGAGGAAACGGGAAUUAUAAAGAUGGAAACGACAAUAACAUUCAUCAUACUGUGAGUCCUAGUGCUGGACAUGGAUAUGCUAAUAUGCCUCCCACUCCUACUAGUUUAGUGACUAUGUUGGGACCCAAUAGUGGUAAUAGUUCCAAUAGUACCGAAACUCCAACCCAACAAGAGCAUCAGCCAACCAACAUGCAACAUCAGCUGUCGAGUUGGCAAAUGUCGCCCAAUCAUCAGUUGAGAAAUCUGAGCCCCGUGAACAAUCAUCAAGCCUUGUCCAGUGGUUUAGGGCAAGUUUUGGGUCAAUCGCUGGGCGGAUUUGGACAAAAUAUGCAUCCUGGUUAUCCAAAUCAUGCCCAUAAGGGGUACCAACCGUUCUAUGGAUGGUACUAGUUGUAAAUAAAUGUUUAAGUUAUAGAUAUUAAGAAUGACCAGUGACUAAAUAGUAAUUUUAGGAAUUAAUAAGUGUUUUAUACUUUGUAUUUUCUACUUUGUAUUUUCUAAGCAAUUUAGUUUCUGACUAUGAAGUUUAAUUUUUUUUUCUUUUUAAACCUUUAAGUUAAUUAAAAAAAAAAACACCCAAAACAUUUUGGAGGAAGCAGUGAUUCAAAUAAUGUUUUCCACUAAAAUUUGGAAAUCUUUGUUUUUUUUUCCAAGCUACCAACUCUGCUGCUUAUAAUUAUAUGUAUAUGUAGAUCUACC